UUUUGACCCCUACUGUGUCUUUUAUUGACCCUGCAUGGUGCCACAUGAUGUGCACAACAGCCCUCCUCCCAUCCACUAUGACCUGCAGAGCACUCCUAUCCACGGACCCCCGCUACACGUAGUGGACAGAGACUAUGCCUAUCUAGUGAGGCAGAGAGAACGCGAGAUCCAGUGGCACAAGACCACUACCUUCACUACCUCAGACACUCUCAGGCUCUCCGACUGUGGAACAGGAGAGAAACAGCAGCCUGUGGACGCAGAGGGACUGGGCUUGGGGCUGCUCCUCUGAAAGCUCCCUCCAACUCCCCCACUGUCUCCAGUGAUGUUCUCUGGCCAGGUGGAGCAGAUAAGAGACGAAGAGG
Molecule: messenger RNA, 362 nt
Organism: Geodia barretti
Lineage: Eukaryota; Metazoa; Porifera; Demospongiae; Tetractinellida; Geodiidae
Source: the annotation of a GenBank genome assembly